CAAGGGAGGAGGAAAGUGCAGGAGAUUCUUCGUUUCGUCGGCGGGUCGCCGUCAGUUGCGUGUCGCACGUGCUCGCGAGAGGUGUGGAAGUUGAGCGGACGAUUUCCUCAGUUUUCCAAACAGUUUUCGGAGUGAUAAUGCCACAAAUUUAAACAAAAAUGUUUUAAAUUUAUUAAAAAUAAUUAAUAAACAAAGAAAAAGUGAGCAAUGCCAUGGAUUACCUGUGGAUAUUUGCUUUGAUGUUCUCUUGGUACCAGUGCACCGCUGAUAAUUUAGCAUUGCUCUCGGGUACCCUGCGUACUUACCAACAAGCAGGUUGUGAUGAUGAUGUGGUGAGUCUCAAGUGUCCACCGGGUACCACUAUCUCCGUGACUGUCGCGCAGUAUGGAAUCUAUGCGGCUAGCAAGCAUCUGUGUCCUGCCAAAGCGGUCCCCUUUGCGAAUUCGCAAAUUCCCGAUGAUAGUCAGUCUUGUUUGUGGCCUAAAGCUUUACAGUACUCCCUGUUGCAGACCGUGGUCGAGGCAUGCCAGAAGAAGAGCACGUGUCAGUUUCAUGCGUCUCCUGCUACCUUUGAUGGUGAUCCAUGUCCGGGUGAACGGAAGUACGUGGAGGUAGCCUAUAAAUGUCGCCCCUAUGAGUUUCGUAGUCGUGUGGCAUGUGAGAAUGAACGCAUUCAAUUGCAAUGUGCUCCAAAUUCCAGAGUGGCGAUUUAUAGCGCUAGUUAUGGUCGCACGGAGUAUGAGAGCUCACAAUGUCCACAACCACAAGGUGUUGCCGAAGAAACAUGUUUAGUGAGCUAUGCAACGGAAACAGUGAUGCAGAUCUGUCACGGAAAGAGAAGGUGUGACAUAUCCGCGGAUGCCAGCACAUUUGGUAAUCCCUGCAGGCCACAAACCAGGAUGUACCUUCGUAUAGUAUACACCUGCGUCCCCAGAAAAGUAUUGAAUAAACAGUACGAUGGACAAUUGGAAAGUGAUGAAACCGAUACAGAUUUGGAUGUGACCCAUGACCAGGACGAUUUCGCCAGUUGGGAUUCACGUGAAGCAAUGCAAUCUACAACUGCUCCUGGUGUGCAUAAAACUGCCAUGAAUGCAACUAAAACCCGCCUGGUUUUUGACCAGAAAAACAGAACCAGUUCCAUAAUGCCAAAAACCAUGAGGAAGAAUGUUACCCAAAGCCAAAUGGACGCAGUUUCGCUUGCAGUUGACCCGAGUGAAAACACAAUUUUGGUCACUCCUGGUGAACGCGAUCAAGUGAUCGGAUUCAUUUCAGCCUGGAUCAAUACGUACACAUACGUCUCAAAAAAUCAUGAAAGAUUCUACGUCUACUUGCUGGCGUGCCUUGGAGCAGUUAUCCUGCUCUGUGUGGCGAUCUUCUCCAGCCGUUUGUUGAUCCGGCGGCGGCGAGAAAAACACACUGAAGGGCAUUCCGUCGAUGUCGGGGACGGCAGCGUGGCGCAUGGUUUCGUGGACGAUAUCAGCGAAGUAGAUGCUGAUAUCGACCUCAGUCCACCCAGCGACGUGGUACUUCACACGCACUACGGUGGGCGACUGGGCAGUUUCGCGGCGGAGAUGCCGCGUAGUGUGAGCCACGCCGCCGCCAGCGUGUAUUACUACGGAUGACGGGGCGGCCCGGGCGUUCCGACGUCGCCGGCGUGCCCGGGCCAACGCACUUACUGCUUCUGAGAGUGCGCACAGUGCAAGAUUUUGUACAUACAAUUGGCAGGAA
This is a messenger RNA of Dalotia coriaria, 1728 nucleotides long. Its product is annotated as protein eva-1-like. Gene Ontology annotation, molecular function: carbohydrate binding. Bases 213 to 1622 code for a protein of 469 amino acids. The transcript is spliced from 8 exons. Lineage: Eukaryota; Metazoa; Arthropoda; Insecta; Coleoptera; Staphylinidae. The record is from RefSeq and is a predicted model, not a curated record.